Molecule: messenger RNA, 733 nt
Organism: Fragaria vesca subsp. vesca
Lineage: Eukaryota; Viridiplantae; Streptophyta; Magnoliopsida; Rosales; Rosaceae
Product: 40S ribosomal protein S25-2-like
Exons: 4
Coding region: 78-404 (108 amino acids)
Cellular component (GO): cytosolic small ribosomal subunit
Molecular function (GO): structural constituent of ribosome
Source: RefSeq, a predicted model, not a curated record
AAACCUUGUUUUGCCUCUUAUCCAAACCCUAGCCGCACCCGCUCUGCCUGGACAGAUCCUCCUACGCCCUCAUCGAAAUGGCACCCAAGAAGGAGAAGGCUCCCCCACCGUCCUCGAAGCCGGCGAAAUCUGGCGGAGGCAAGCAGAAGAAGAAGAAGUGGAGCAAGGGCAAGCAAAAGGAGAAGGUGAACAACAUGGUGUUGUUCGACCAGGGGACUUAUGACAAGCUCCUCUCAGAAGCUCCCAAGUUCAAGCUCAUCACUCCUUCUAUCUUGUCAGACAGGCUGAGGAUUAAUGGAUCAUUGGCACGCCGUGCUAUUAAGGAUUUGAUGGCAAGGGGUUCUAUUAGGAUGAUUUCUGCCCAUGCUAGUCAGCAGAUUUACACCAGAGCCACCAACACCUAAAGAAAAGUUGUCUUUCUCAUGGGAGGCACAAACUUUUAACAUAUGCUUAAUAUUUGUCAUGUUAGGAAACUGUUGUCUUUAUGAGCUAUUGUAUGCUUUGUUUAAGUUCAUAUGACCAAGUAUUUCUCUUUUUGGUUGACAGUCUGUUUUUCUACAGAGUUGGAUUUAUAUGAAUCUUAUGUUAUUUGGAAGCUUGUUUGCUGUGAUAUUUACAUUAGCGGUUUGAUGGAGUUUUCUUGUAAGUUUAAUUUGUUUGCUAUAAGUUUUCUCAUGUUCGAAACUGAAGGAUGUGUUCUGUUGGAGUUGCUAGGGCUUUAACUCCGAUUAGC